Symbiodinium natans is the source of this 672-nucleotide messenger RNA. The record is from the annotation of a GenBank genome assembly. Lineage: Eukaryota; Dinophyceae; Suessiales; Symbiodiniaceae.
AUGCUCACGUGCUUGCAGGUGCAAAGCGCUGACGAGCUGCUCCGCGUAGCCACGCUCGUGAUCUCCAAGGUGCUGGCCGAGCCCUACUUCAGCCACCGCGAGUUGUAUGCAGAACUCGUCUAUGGGCUUUGGAGCAGGUGCCGGGUGUUCCCAGCCGAAGGUGAAGAUGCCAAGCCUCGAAACUUCGGGCGGCUUUUGCUCAACUCGGUCCAGGCCGAAUUUGAAGAUUUGCUGGCGACCCUGGAGCCCAGCCCUGCAGAUCACAGGAACCUACCCGAACCUCUGCUGGAACUUGAGAUGAGACGGAGGAGGGAGAGGAUGCGGGCUCUCAUGUUGUUUAUGGGCCACCUUUUUUUGAGACAUCUCCUGGCUUUAAAGGUCUUAAGCCGCGUUGUCGAAGAGCUCAUUGGCUUGGAUGGCGACCCUCGGCCCUGGCCAGAAGAGCAUCGGAUCGAAUGUGUUUGUGAGCUGUUCUGCGUCGUCGGCCCCAAGCUGGAAGAUAACGCUCGCGGGGAAGCAUUGUUGGACAGUCUGUCGUCCAGGCUGAUCGAGAUCAACAUAAAGUACCAACACCUCGGGAAACCAGCCAGCAAGCGAGUCGAAUAUCAGAUUUUUGUCCUGCUGCAGAUGCGGAAGACUGGCUGGGAGGACACGCCUGAUGACUGGCAAUGA